UCCAAUGUUGCUGUCUCUCGUGGAUCUGACGACGGGAGCCGAGAAAGGAGAGACUGUAUCUGAGACAGACUGGUCCAGAAAGAGAGCAUACUAGGAUGGGAUGCUGCUGACCGCCCAAGCAAGAAUUGCAAUCUCCUCUUCCUAAGAGCUUCUACUCAAACCACUCCUAGACCACGACUACCUCAUGGAAAGAGGAUCUUUUUAGGAUCUUGUUGUCAGCUGCCCAACACUUUUGCAAAGCCCAAACGAGACUUUUACCAACAAUCUGAACAAGAUAACAUUUCACUUUUGCCUCCUUUUCAUCUUCCUGGUUGUGCUCUUAGCUUUUUAUCCCUGAGUAUUGCAAGCCACAUUUAUUGCUAUUAUUUUUUGUGUACACUUUUCAAAAUGAUUGACUUAAGUUUCCUUACGGAGGAGGAACAAGAGGCCAUUAUGAAGGUUCUGCAGCGGGAUGCUGCCCUGAAGAAGGCUGAAGAGGAGAGAGUCAGACAUUUGCCUGAAAAAAUUAAGGAUGACCAGCAGCUGAAGAAUAUGAGUGGCCAAUGGUUUUAUGAAGCCAAGGCAAAAAGGCACAGAGACAAAAUCCAUGGUGCAGAUAUUAUCCGAGCAUCUAUGAGGAAGAAGAGGCUCCAAGUGGCAGCUGAGCAGAGUAAAGACAGAGCAAUUGGGGCAAAGGAAAGCUGGGUGAAUAAUGUCAACAAAGAUGCUUUCCUUUCCUCAGAGGUGGCUGGUGUUGUAGAAGAGCCAAAAGAAGACACAGCACCAGCAAGCCCAAGUUCCCGUGUAAUGAGUCCAGCCUCCACUGCCAUUGAUGUAUACCAGGAAAACACAAGGGAAUCCACCAUUUCUCCAGCCAAGCAAAGGAAGAAUCCAUUUAAUAACUCUAAGUUGCCAGAAGAUCACUUAUCUCAACAAACCAAAAAUGAGCAGUCAAAAAAUGGAAGAGCUGGUUUAUUUCAGAUUUCAAAAGAGGGUGAAUUGUUUGAGUCAAAAGAAAAGCCAUUUACUCAAGAUAUUUCAAGCCAAAUGUUAGAGAAGCCAAAGCAUCCCAUGCCAGAAGGGCCUGUGAGUGGGCCUCAAGGCAAAGCUCCAAUCCCUAAAGCCAGAAAAUUGAUCUACAAAUCCAAUGGUUCUAAGCAAGAUGAUAACCAGCCUUUUCCUAGACAAAGGACAGACUCCUUGAAUGCCAAAGCAGUUCCAAGAGGGAUUCUCAAACGCAAUUCUAGCUCCAGCAGUACAGACUCAGAAACUCUUCGCCUAAAUCACACCUUUGAACCUCGAACCAAAAUUGUGUCACCUGGCCUAACCAUCCAUGAGAGAAUUUCUGAGAAGGACCUGUCUUUAGAAGAUGAUUCGUCCUCAUGCUCACUGGAGCCAUUAAAGCAUGUGAGAUUCUCUGCAGUAAAGGAUGAACUUCCCCAGAGUUCUGGACUCAUUCAUGGCAGGGAAGUGGGAGAAUUUAGUGUUUUAGAAUCUGACAAGUUGAAGAAUGGAACAGGAGAGAUAGAGGACACAUAUGGAUUUCUGGAGGACCUGAAGUCCUCUCACAGAAAGCUUUUACCUUUUCAUGAGUCAAGAUCAAGUCCAAGUGUGACAAAAAAUGAAACACAACCACCAGUGCUGCCUUCUGGUUCUAGUCCAAAUAAUGGAUUGCACUCUUACUCAGAAGUUCUGACUCCAAAAGCACAAUCCAUUGAGGAGUCACCCACUAGCAGUGAACACCAAGAAUUAACAAGGCUUGAAUCAAAAUUCUCCAAAAGCCCUGCUGAUGAACUGUCUCAUUGUGUUAAGCCUGAGCCAUCUCAGGUAUUGGAUCACAGUUCUAGAGACCAUCAGCAAGGUAAGCUCCCUCUUCUUGAGGCUAAGACAUCCUUAUGCUCUGGUUCACAAGUCAGUGAGAUAAGGAAGACAACUGAUGAUUCCAUAUCUAAAGUCCUAGACUGGUUUAACCGAAGUUCUCAUUCAGAUGACAGUAACUCAUCCCUCCAACAUUCCCAAGGAAGAGAGACCAAAGAAAAAGCAGACUCACCAUUGAAGGAUAUUGCUGCCUUGGAGAUGGAAAAUGUCAGUCUAAAAGAAAAUGACUCAAAGUCCCUAUCACCUACCAAAGUUACAUUGAAGCCUGUGAAACCUGACUUAACAUUUCAAGGAGAGGGAGAUAUGCUGUUUUCUGAAAACUGUAAAGAUAACAACAUGAAUAACAAAUCUGAAUGUAUGAAUUUAUCCCAACAAGGUACCUCAGGGAAAGAUCUGAGUAUACCAUUUGAAAGCUAUCAAACUUCAAGUCAAGGAAGUAAAACUAUGGACAUUAGCCAAAAUUCAAUAAGCACUGGAAAAGGAAAUGGGUCACCUGCUGCACCCAGUAAUUACUCCUGCAGCAUUCUCCAAGGAUCUGACUCUCAAGUGCAAGCUCUGUGCAACUCUAAGAAUAUUGGCAGCUUGGGCAAAGGAGAACCCAAACUUCCUGUCCAAGAAAAAAAUAGAGAAAACACCGAAGUGAAUCUUCACUCAUGGACAUCUGCCCACAAACCAAAUUUGAAGGACGAUGUGGAAGCAGAGAUAAAGAACAAAAAAGGAAAUAGUUCCAUCCUUCAGACUUCCUUAGAGACAGAGAAUAGGCAUAUGUCUCCUGGGGCUGCCCAUGGGGGAUCUCCUUGGCAAGAUGUUAGGGAGGUUCCCAAGAAGCAAACACAAAGAGAGAAAUAUGUAAGAGUGAGUGAAAGAAUAUCUUUUUGGGAAAGAGAGAAAGCUGGGGCUAACUUAACUCAUAAAGAGUCCAUACCUUCAAGUGGCCAGAAACAGCCUUGUGCUGAAACAUACCAACCUUUGAAGUCACAGGGCAUGGCGACAGAUAUGAAUGAAUAUUGUCAAGUCACUGCCAAGCGAGUGGUGCUUGAUGACGAUGACCAAGUACCCCAUAUCUCCACUGUUUGUUCCUCAAAUCAACUUGAAGAGCCCAGGCCCCAAAUACCAGAUCCAUCCAAAGACUCUCCUUCAGCUGGCCUGUCAGAAAAAUUGUCUGUGUUUCAGAAGAAAUCUGUAAAACAAUUGCCAGUUGAAGACAGUUGGUGCUCUGCAGGAGAUAGGACUUUACCAGCACUGCCCAGUACCUCAAAUACUGAGAGGGAAAGACAGACUCCUUUGGAGAAAAAUAGACUUCCAAUUGGUGAAUCAAACGCCAACUUUAAAGUGAUGUCCCUAAAGGAAAGAACAGCUGAAUCCAAUACUGAGCAAGUCCAUCAUCACUCACAGUUUGACAAUCUGAGAAAGUUUUGGGACUUAGGAGCAAACAGUAAGGAUAAUUUUGAGAACACUACAAAUCUCACAAAACCUACCCUUUUGGAUGACCAGAAACACAAAGAAUUCAAUGAUACUAAAUCAUCAGGAAAAAAUGUUCAUGAAGUAGAAGCACUUUUAAACCAUAAAAACCUUAUGGCAAGACAGGAAAUGAAGAAAUUAAACUCAAAGUGCACGCUCCAGGUGCUACCAGAUGAAACCACACUUCGGCUGAAACCAGUAGGAAUGUCCACUCAUCAGUUGGCAGGAAAUGAGCCAUCCAAGGAAAAUGUGGAAAAAAAUUCAGAAUGGUUGCUCACUCCAGUGAUCAAGAAGGAAACAGAUUACUCGACUCAAGAGAUUGAAGAAUCCAUAGUGAAAAUGGGAAUUUUGUCUAUUGAUGACAAAGUCACUUUUAAUGACAGUUUAGCUUCAUUGCCUCCAAUUCAACCUUUCGAUGGACAAGUUCAUGGAAAAUAUGAACUCAAGCCAGGUAUUUCUGAAACUAGGACGUGGUCUCAAAAGGCACAUUAUUCUCUUAUUGAGGAAGACCCCAAAGGGCCUAGGGAGAUCACCGCUAAAGAGCUCAUUGAAGAGCGUGUAGACAAAACAGUAGCCCCUCCAAAGUUCAAACAGGACAUUUUGGCUGCUUGUCUAGACAAACUUCUGAAAGAAGCAACUGGAGCUUCAUACUCUACCCUGCAAAGCACAUUGGAACCUAUUACCACUAGAACCAACUCUCAGCCUGAAGAAGGCAGAUUUUGUGAAGAGGGAACAAAACAAGAUCCCAAUGGUUCAGCCUAUCUGAGAGAGGUAAUAGCUCCUUUUCCAGAAGAGGAUGCCACUUUGGGAGAUGUAGCCUUCACCCAGAAGGCUGAUAGUGGUGAGUGUGAGCUCCACAGGGAAGGCUUGCUUCAGAUGGCUGAAAAAGGGCCCCCUUUGCUGGAGCAGGCCUCCCCUCCUUGCAGAAAGCAUGAUUUUGAGGAUGAGACCCACUCGCCAAAAGAUGUGUCUUUUACUUGGGAUGCUCAUCUGGCUCCCCAGGAUAGGGCAUUGCCCUCCCAAAGGGAAAUUUCAGAGACCAUAGAGAAAGUCAUUCUUCCAUCCACACCUGUGAUGGCUGAUGUAAACACUACAUUACAGAGGCUAUUAAAAGAGGCUGGCCUGAGUUAUCCACCUGGAAAUGAAGCAGUUCCUGGAGGCGUGAAGGCAGAGCUUCCUGAAGGAAACUCUGUAGCAGGUAGUUUCCCAAGUCCUCUGGGAGUGGCCCCACCAAAGGUUACAGUGGACAGAGUUGUUCGUAAUUCCUCCCAAAUAGUUCCUGAUAAAGCUUGUGAAUACAGAUCUUAUUUAGCUACCCAAAUAUCUCCAUCAGAACAGCUCGUUUGCUCAUCUGUUUCCACUGUGGCUCAGAAUAACAUAGAACUACCUCAGGAAGUGGCAGAAAUGGUGAGGCAAACAAUUAUUGAACCUAGAUCAGAAUGCUGCCUUGAAUUCAGCAGUGGCUUAGAAAAACUCCUGAGGGAAACACUAGAAACCUCCCCAUCAACACAUGGAAAGGAUCCAGAGAUGCUUUCUUCAUCAGAGAUAAAAGGUAGUGCUGACAGGCACAUUGCUCCUGAAAUCCAUCCUGAGGAAGUGCAAGAAACAGUAGAAAAGAUCGAGGCUCCCACAAUCACUGAGAGUGCUUUUGAUAUUGGGCUUGAGAAAUUACUUAAAGAAGUAUCUGAAGCUCCUCUUUAUUCGCUCGAGCUGUCGGUGGAGGAAGAGGCUCCUGAGAAGGGGCCCUCACAGUCAGAGCCGUCCAGAGUCUUGGGGACAAUGCCCCAUGUUUACUGCCCAGCCUCAGGAGCCUCUAAAAUGAAGGGCAAAAUGAAUGAUCUGGAAUCCCAAGUCAAAGAGUGUGAUAAACUUGUCGGGGGAGUUGAAGCUGUGGCUGAUUUACUGGUAGAUCAUUGCGGUUCUGCAAGUGAUAUAGAGACCCCUGGAACCUCACAACUUGAGGACUAUGAAAUUGGGGCCACUAAAAUGAUGAGACCCCCAGAGGGCGGGGACAAGGAAAGUGAUAUUGCAGGGAGACAAGAGCCUUUCCAGGUGCCUGGCUUUGAAGAGGCUUUUAAAGUAAUUAGUGGGUCCAGAAAGAAGCAACCUGUUCCUCUCUGGACAAACAAAGAAAACUCUCCAAAAGCAAAUGAAGUUGAAUAUAAGAGACAAGACGAAGAGCAAGAAAAAGGCAAUUUCUCUGACUCUGACUUUUCGGAUAGAAACACCACUUCUAAUGCAGAAAGCUGGAGAAGUACUUCUAGUUCAGAAGAAGAACCCAGUCCUGUUUUGAAAACUUUGGAAAAGAGUGCUUCUAGGAAAAUGCCUUCCAAAAGUCUAGAAGACAUUUCAUCAGAUUCAUCAAAACAAGCAAAAGUAGAUAUUCUGCCAGAAGAUUUAGUGCAUAGUGCUGAAGAUGUUUCCACAGUGCCUUCACAACCGGAUAAUCAGUUUUCCUAUCCUGACAAACUCAAAAGGAUGAGCAAGUCUGUUCCAGCAUUUCUUCAAGAUGAGAGUGAUGACAGAGAAACAGACACAGCAUCAGAAAGCAGUUACCAGCUCAGCAGACACAAGAAGAGCCCGGGCUCUUUAACCAAUCUUAGCAGUUCCUCUGGCAUGACGUCCUUGUCUUCUGUGAGUGGCAGUGUGAUGAGUAUUUAUAGUGGAGACUUUGGCAAUCUGGAAGUGAAAGGACAUGUCCAGUUUGCAGUGGACUAUGUGGAGUCACUGAAGGAGCUGCACGUGUUUGUGGCCCAGUGCAAAGACUUAGCAGCAGCAGAUGUGAAGAAACAGCGCUCAGACCCAUAUGUAAAGACCUACUUGUUACCAGACAAAGGCAAAAUGGGCAAGAGGAAAACACUUGUCAUGAAGAAAACCUUGAAUCCUGUGUAUAACGAGAUACUUCGGUAUAAAAUCGAAAAGCAAAUCUUAAAGACACAGAAGCUGAACCUGUCUGUUUGGCAUCGGGAUACGUUUAAACGCAAUAGUUUCCUGGGGGAGGUAGAACUUGAUUUGGAAGCCUGGGACUGGGACAACAAACAGAACACACAAUUGCGGUGGUACCCUCUGAAGCGGAAGACAGCGCCAGUUGCCCUUGAAGCAGAAAACAGAGGUGAAAUGAAGCUAGCUCUCCAGUAUGUUCCAGAGCCAACCCCUGGUAAAAAGCUUCAUAGCACUGGAGAAGUCCACAUCUGGGUAAAGGAGUGCCUUGAGCUGCCACUGCUAAGAGGAAGCCAUCUAAAUUCAUUUGUUAGAUGUACCAUCCUUCCUGAUACCAGUAGGAAAAGUCGCCAGAAGACAAGAGCUGUAGGGAAAACCACCAACCCUGUCUUCAACCAUACCAUGGUCUAUGAUGGGUUCAGGCCUGAAGAUUUGAAGGAAGCCUGUGUUGAACUCACUGUCUGGGACCAUUACAAAUUAACAAACCAGUUUUUGGGAGGUCUCCGGAUUGGCUUUGGAACAGGAAAAAGCUAUGGCACAGAAGUAGAUUGGAUGGAUUCUACUUCUGAGGAAGUUGCUCUCUGGGAGAAGAUGGUAAAUUCCCCCAACUCUUGGAUUGAAGCAACAUUGCCCCUCAGAAUGCUUUUAAUUGCCAAGAUUUCCAAAUAAGCCCAGAGCCCUCAAGCUGCUCCACUGAAAAGGACUACAUGGGUGGAAGCUGACCUUGGAUGUCUCUGACAGAUUCUUGCUUCCUAUCUGCUGCCACUAAGAAAUACUACACACUUCAGUAAAGUCAGUCUGCAUGUGUUUCUUUGACUACAAAAGCCCAAGGAACUUAAAUAAUGAAAAGACCUGUGACUUAUUUGUGAUUCAGGCAUUAAAAAGAUUUGACCAAGCUAGGAAUACUGAAUUAUUGUUGGUGCUUAAAGAAAAACCUAAUUAUUAAACCCAAAUUAUUAAAUUUGGAGAUGUUUUUAACCAGUAAAAUGUUCCAGUUUGCCAGCAUGUGCUUCACAUCACAAUCUUGAAUUACAGUGAAGGCCUCUGACUCAAUUAGAUUCUUGCAGAAUUUACCAAAUUAGUAGUUGUAGAAAAAAGCAACAGAAACACAGUCCUGGGUUAGUGGCAGAGAAGGAGAACUUCAGUGAUGUCAGCAAACCACACAAAUAACUGUUUACUCUGUAAUUACUAAUAAAUACUGAAGUCUAUGUUAGAACAAGACUGGACUGACUGCAGACUUCUGUCUUAAGAGAACUUGCACUUUUCCUCCAUCUCAAAUGUACUUUGGUGCCACCCACUGGCUAUAAAUGGAAUUCAAUUCUUGGCUUAUUUUGGUUUACUUCUCUUUUUAAAAAGUAAGUCUUCAGCCUGCAUUUUGCAAUAAAGUAUGUUAAAUACAAAAUGGAACUAUCUUACAUAUAUAUGAUUGCUUUUCUCAUAAGUUUAUUAUAUGAAGAAGCAUAAAAGUUGCCACAUCUAUACUUCACAAAGUUUUAAUUAAGAUAAAAACCAUUUAAUUUUACUGUACUUUCUGUG
Molecule: messenger RNA, 7794 nt
Organism: Dipodomys ordii (Ord's kangaroo rat)
Lineage: Eukaryota; Metazoa; Chordata; Mammalia; Rodentia; Heteromyidae
Gene: Sytl2
Product: synaptotagmin-like 2
Exons: 18
Coding region: 388-6927 (2179 amino acids)
Biological process (GO): exocytosis; intracellular protein transport
Cellular component (GO): plasma membrane; exocytic vesicle
Molecular function (GO): neurexin family protein binding; small GTPase binding
Source: RefSeq, a predicted model, not a curated record